AUGGGCGUUGAAAAGAACACCACCUCCGACAUUGAGGACCCCGUGAUGGCAGAGAAGGACUUUCAGACGGGCGUUGUUACGGAUCUCGACGAAGGUGCAGUCUUUCUGCAAGAAAAUGGCAUCACGAGCGACCGUGUUCACGAGCUCCUUGGAGACAAGGCUCGUAACAAGGCUCUGGUGCGCAAGGUUGAUUUACUCCUCCUGCCUCUUCUAGCAGGCACCUACAUGCUUCAGUAUAUCGACAAAUCGGCUCUGGCAUACUCGGCGGUUUUCGACUUGUUCACAACAACGCAUAUGACAAGUAGCCAAUACAGCUGGCUGGCCAGCAUUUUCUACUUCGCAUACCUUGUAGCAGAGUAUCCCUGGGGUUACCUCGCACAGACGACAAAAAUGGCCAAGGUGGUGUCUGGGAACGUAGUGGCCUGGGGUGCAAUCCUUAUGAUUACUGCGGCUUGCACCUCGUUCACUGGCAUGGCCAUCUGCCGAUUUCUCCUCGGUGUUUUUGAAGCUCCAAUCACACCUUGCUUCAUGUUGAUUGUGGGUAUGUGGUACACAAGGGCCGAACAGCCGUUUCGUGCAGGCGUGUUUUAUAGUUGCAACGGUCUGGGUGCAAUGAUCGGCGGCCUGCUCAGCUUUGGCAUCGGCCAGAUCAAGACCAUUGCGGUUUGGCGAGCCAUCUAUUUGAUCCUAGGUGGUGUCACUGUCUUAUGGGGUGUCUUAUUGCUCUUCUUUCUCCCAGACGACAUCAUGUCAGCCAAGCGCUUUACUCUCGAGGAUAAAGCCCUCCUCAUUGGCCGCGGUCGACUCAAUCGGACAGGCAUCAUCAACCGCCAGAUCAAAUGGUACCAGAUUCGGGAAGCGUUUAUUGACCCUCAAGUCUGGAUGCUGUUUUUCUUCAUGUUGUUCAAUGAGACAAUCAACGGCGGUAUCGCUAGUUUCAGCAAACUUAUUAUCAAGGGAUUGACAGGCGACCCGCUCACAACAGUUGCUCUAGGAAUUCCGUUCGGCGCGUUUCAGAUGUUAUGGGUCCUGUCGGGCACCUAUCUUGCGUCACGAAUUCCCAACUUUCGCACCGUUGUUAUGUUUGCUUAUUUGAUUCCGACCAUUGUUGGCAUAUGUAUGAUGUGGAAACUGUCUCAUAAGACGCAAAAAGUUGGAGUUCUGUUUGGCUACUACAUUGUCGGCGCAUAUGUAUGCUCCCUUGUACUCGCAUUACAAAUGCCUGCCACAAACCUGGGCGGUUACACAAAGCGUACAACCAGUGUUGGGCUAGUCUUCCUGGCGUAUUGCAUUGGAAAUAUCAUCGGCCCUCAUGCGUUCUUAGCAAAAGAAGCCCCUAUUUACCAAACUGGAUGCAGGGUCAUCCUAGCUUGUUCGUCUGCUCAAGCAGUCCUGGCUAUCUGUCUGCGGUUGCUCUUUAUUCAUCGCAACAAGCAGAGAGAUCUCGCAGCUGCGAAUGCAGCCAGCGGAGAAGGCUCCGAGGGUCCUUUCGAUGGAGACGACUUGCAUGAUUUAACAGACUUCGAGAACCCGCGCUUCCGGUAUGUGUUAUGA
Molecule: messenger RNA, 1554 nt
Organism: Talaromyces marneffei
Lineage: Eukaryota; Fungi; Ascomycota; Eurotiomycetes; Eurotiales; Trichocomaceae
Exons: 2
Coding region: 1-1554 (517 amino acids)
Biological process (GO): transmembrane transport
Cellular component (GO): membrane
Molecular function (GO): transmembrane transporter activity
Source: RefSeq, a predicted model, not a curated record